AGUGCGCAGGCGCGGCCGGCGAGUUUCCCCGGGCUACAGCCGUCGCCGCCGCCUGCUGGUCCGCCGCCCUGCGCCAUGGCGGGCUGCGCGGCGCGGGCUCCGCCAGGCUCCGAGGCGCGUCUCAGCCUCGCCACCUUCCUGCUGGGCGCCUCGGUGCUCGCGCUGCCGCUGCUCACGCGCGCCGGCUUGCAGGGCCGCACCGGGUUGGCGCUCUACGUGGCCGGGCUCAACGCGCUGCUGCUGCUGCUCUAUCGGCCGCCUCGCUACCAGAUAGCCAUCCGAGCUUGUUUCCUGGGGUUUGUGUUCGGCUGCGGCAUGCUGCUAAGUUUUAGCCAGUCUUCUUGGAGUCACUUUGGCUGGUACAUGUGCUCCCUGUCAUUGUUCCACUAUUCUGAAUACUUGGUGACAGCAGUCAAUAAUCCCAAAAGUCUGUCCUUGGAUUCCUUUCUCCUGAAUCACAGCCUGGAGUAUACAGUAGCUGCUCUUUCUUCUUGGUUAGAGUUCACACUUGAAAAUAUCUUUUGGCCAGAACUGAAGCAGAUCACCUGGCUCAGUGUCACAGGGCUGCUGAUGGUGGUCUUCGGAGAAUGUCUGAGGAAGGCGGCCAUGUUUACAGCUGGCUCCAAUUUCAACCACGUGGUGCAGAAUGAAAAAUCAGAUACACAUACUCUGGUGACCAGUGGAGUAUAUGCUUGGUUUCGGCAUCCUUCUUACGUCGGGUGGUUUUACUGGAGUAUUGGAACUCAGGUGAUGCUGUGUAACCCCAUCUGUGGCGUCAGCUAUGCUCUGACAGUGUGGCGAUUCUUCCGCGAUCGAACAGAAGAAGAAGAAAUCUCACUAAUUCACUUUUUUGGAGAGGAGUACCUGGAGUAUAAGAAGAGGGUGCCCACGGGCCUGCCUUUCAUAAAGGGGGUCAAGGUGGACCUGUGACGGGCAGUGGCUCCGGUGACCUUGGGGCCUCCAACCCUGUGCAGCCUGGGACAAAACUGUUUCUGGUUGGCCGCUGCAACAUGGAUUUUCUUAAUCGUUUUACGUCAUUUAGUCACUCUUCUGGAAUGUCACUCAAGACCAAGCGGUCAGAAGGCCUGAGGACCCAAGGCCCCACUGGAGCAGUCUGUCCUUAUGCCGAAUCAAGGCGGAACAUGGGUGAGAGACGAGUAAGAGGCAAAUCACAGCAAUAUUCCACAGCGCCCUCCAGAGUGACCUGGGGAGGACUGAGGCCACACGCCACUGCCCCCGAGGCCAGAGUGUAAGUAAGGGAUAACCAGGACUCCCUGGGAGAGAUGGACUCUGUCCUCAGCAACCCUUCCGCAGCAGAAAGGGGUAGCAGGUACCCCUUCUUAUCAGCAUUAAAAAUGCAUUUACAACCUUUCAUUUAACCGAAAAACACAAACCGCUUUAACCUCGUUAUUUCUGUCCCUCACCGCAUGAACAUCUGCACAGUUUUAAAAAUACUCCCUCAUAGGAUGCUUUGGUCUUUCAUCUAUUUAAUCAUAGCUGCAAUCUAUUUUCUAUAAGUAGCAGUACACAUUCAAAGGGGUAUUCCUAGCUCAACGCUUGGUGUUCUAGCUCAACUGGAAUCCUGCAGCAAGUAAGCCUAGAUACCUCCACACAACUUGGCUGAGUGGCUUUGUGUGAAUGUGGCCCCAGGCCAAGGGGAUCAUGGCCCUGGCCAGCUUUCCUGGGGGGUCUCAGCUCCUGUUGUCAGUGACAGGCGGCUCAAAGGAGCGUCAGUUUCUCUUGAUCCAGAAGUGCUUAGUGAAUGCCUGCUCUGUGCAUGGCCUUAAACAUUGAGAAGUGCUGCUCUCCAUUUAUUUGGGAUUUGAUUCUCAUUUUAUCAUAGCUUAUAUUCUCAAUUUCAAUGUCAGUCUCAGAACUCUUGUUUUAUGUGUUCUGUUCUCCAAAUUACAUUGUCCCUCAUGUCAUUUCAAACUGUUGCCCAAAGGGAUUUGAACAUAUACAAGUACAAAUCCAAACAGAUUGACUCUCAAAAAUAAUCUUAAAUACUGCAAAUAGUCCCAACCAAGAUUCAGUCAAUAUGUUUGUAUUGCAAGUUUGGGAGAGUAGUUGGCUUUGAGUCACACAUCGAAGCUUUAAGAGGUGAAACGCUGGCUUCAUUCUGGACUAGACAGGAACUUGGCCUCAGCGUGAGAUCCUGCCAUGCAGUGUUACGGUGGCACUGAUGUAUGAAUGUGAAGACGUGGGCGUGGGGCCAGAGCACCACUCUGCUGCCCCACCACGCAGCUUGUGAGGAGCCACUAAACCUUUCCGUGCCUAGACCUCCCCAUCUGUGGAAUGGGGUCAAUACCACCUACCUCACAGGGGUGUUGUGAGGACUGAGAAGAACAAUGUCAAAUGUUUUUAAUACUCAGAUGUGGGGGCGACAUCAAUGAAAUCUGUACUGUGUAAAAGCUACACAAAAAUGGGCAGACAUUUGGUUAAUUGUGCCAGAUACCUAAAAUGUAUGUUCAGAAAAGCAUUUUAUCAACUCAGAAAUAUGACUUAUUUCUAGAUUUCA
Messenger RNA from Rhinopithecus roxellana (golden snub-nosed monkey), 2518 nucleotides. It is a transcript of the gene ICMT, whose product is annotated as isoprenylcysteine carboxyl methyltransferase. Gene Ontology annotation, cellular component: membrane; endoplasmic reticulum. Bases 76 to 930 code for a protein of 284 amino acids. The transcript is spliced from 5 exons. Lineage: Eukaryota; Metazoa; Chordata; Mammalia; Primates; Cercopithecidae. Gene Ontology annotation, molecular function: protein C-terminal S-isoprenylcysteine carboxyl O-methyltransferase activity. Gene Ontology annotation, biological process: C-terminal protein methylation. The record is from RefSeq and is a predicted model, not a curated record.